AUGUCCAGCGAUGGGAAAUUGCUAAAUGUUACCUUGCUCCUAGUGGGUCUUGACAAAGCGGGUAAAACAACAAUUGCAAAAAGAUUAUCUGGAGAACCCAUUGAUUCUGUCGUACCUACAAUCGGAUUUUCAGUAAUAACACUCCGACAAAAAGGAUGUAAAGUAUCCCUAUACGAUUUAGGCGGUGGACGACAAAUUCGUGAUAUAUGGCAUAGAUAUUAUGCUGAUGCUCACGGAGUGAUUUUUGUCGUAGACUCCAUAGCUGUCGAUAGAAUGGAAGAAUGUCGUCAAGUCCUCGAAAAUUUAAUUAAAAACGAUGAAAUAUCAGGGAAACCCAUUUUGUUAUUAGCAAACAAACAAGAUGUCGAUGGAGCUUUAGAUGAAAUUGAUAUUGUCGAUAAUUUAAAUUUAGAAAAAAUUGUUAACGAAAAUAAAUGUCCGACAUUGGUAGAACUUUGUUCGGCAUUACAUUUUACAAAAAAAAUCGAUAUUGGAAUCGAUAACGGUUACAAAUGGCUUAUCCGCGGUAUAAUAAAAGAUUAUCCGAGUCUUAAUAAUAGAGUAUUAAAAGAUUUGGCUAAACAAGAAGAAGAAAAUAAAAAAGAAAAAAAUGAAAACGUUAAUGGAAUACAAAAACAUAAAAUAUACGUUGAUAAUGAUGAUGAAAAAAUCCCCGGUUUGAUAGAAGAUGGACAAAAAAUGGAAAAAUUAAAAGAAAAUAAAAUAAAAAUAAAAAAAUUUUUAAGAGAUGAAAAUUUUAUCGAGAAAGAAGAAGAUGGAGGACGAGAGACACCUAAAAGUUCUGGUGCCCGACUGUAUGGAAUCAGGCCAGGUAAUGGAAAUGACGAUGAUAAUGAUGAUGAAACAUUUGUUCCAUUAUCGAAAUCGUUGUUUGAAAAGAAAAAGUCUGGAGGACAGAAGAGGAAAACGUUAUUAAAGGGUAAUAAAACGGGACCGGGAAAAUUUACGGAUUUGAUUGGAUGCGAUGAAAAACCAAAAUUGAUAAAUAGUUUUAGUCAAACAUCGGAUAUUAUCAUCCCAUAUUAUUCAUCAUCACAAAUGGGUGAAAAUUUUUAUGUAAAUGGCGGGAAAAAAACGAAAACUUUUCUGGAUAAUUCAGAUCCGUUUGUUGUGAGUUAUCACAAUCAAGGAGGAGGAGGAGGAGGGGGAGGGGGAGGGAAGAGAACGAAUAGGAGAAAAAGCGAACAGGAUUUAAACGUUUAUAAAACUCCUACGAAAAAAUCCGAAAGAAUUAACAUCAAUACCGGGAAAAUUUCGGAAAAUAAUAAAUAUAAAUUCGAUCAUAAUUCGAAAUUUGAUAAUGAUUUUCCAAAACGCCACCGGAAAAUUUAA
Messenger RNA from Pediculus humanus corporis (human body louse), 1353 nucleotides. RefSeq lists its product as uncharacterized. Gene Ontology annotation, biological process: non-motile cilium assembly; receptor localization to non-motile cilium. Bases 1 to 1353 code for a protein of 450 amino acids. Gene Ontology annotation, cellular component: ciliary membrane; non-motile cilium. The record is from RefSeq and is a predicted model, not a curated record. Gene Ontology annotation, molecular function: GTPase activity; GTP binding. NCBI's taxonomy places the organism in Eukaryota, Metazoa, Arthropoda, Insecta, Psocodea, Pediculidae. The transcript is spliced from 7 exons.